Alligator sinensis (Chinese alligator) is the source of this 1125-nucleotide messenger RNA. Its product is annotated as keratin-associated protein 10-7-like. Lineage: Eukaryota; Metazoa; Chordata; Crocodylia; Alligatoridae. The record is from RefSeq and is a predicted model, not a curated record. Bases 37 to 1125 code for a protein of 362 amino acids. The transcript has a single exon.
ACUAAAUGUGUAGACUCCUGCGAUGGCAUCAGUACAAUGCUGUGCGUGACCAAAUGCAUGGAUCCAUGUGGAGCAGCCUGCAUGAAGAAGUGCACAACCAAAUGUAUGUGCCCAAGCAACACUGUCUGUACGAAGCCUUGUGCGACCAAAUAUGUGGAUCCAUGCAGCACCAGCUGUGUUACGUCAUGUGUCACCCCAUGCCCGGAGCCAUGUAACACUGUCUGUGUCAAGGAGUGCGUUACCAAGUGCAUGGAUCCAUGCGACACUUUCUGUGCAGAGCCGUAUGUUACCAAGUGUGGGGAUCCAGGCUGUAGCAGCUCUGCAAAGCCGUGCAUUACCAAAUGCGUGGAUUCGUGCAACGCUGUCUGCGUGAAGGAAUGCACUACCAAGUGUGUGGAUCUGUGCAGUACCAGGUGUGCAAAGCCAUGUGUUACUAUCUGUGUGGAUCUGUGUGGCACUGUGUGUGCAAAGCCGUGCAUUACCAAGUGUGUGGAUUCAUGCGGCACUGGGUGUGGAAAGCUGUGUGUUACCAAGUGCAUGGAUCCAUGCGGCACUAUAUGUGCAAAGCCAUGUCUUACCAUGUGUAUGAAUCCAUGCAGCACCAGGUGUGCAAAACCAUCUGUUACCAAAUGUGUGGAUCUGUGCGGCACCGUGUGUGGAAAACCAUGCAUUACUAAGCAUGGAGAUCCAUGUGGCACUAUCUGUGUGAAGGAAUGCACUACAAAAUGCAUGGAUCCAUGUGGCAUCAUCUGUACUAAGCCAUGUGUUACCAAGUGUGUGGAUCCAUGCACCACCAGCUGUGUUACAUCCUGUGUCACCAAGUCUACGGAGUCUUGUAGAACCGUCUGUGUCAAGAAGUGCACCGUCAAGUGCGUGGAUACAUGCAGCACCGUUUGUGCCAAGCCAUUUGUUCCCAAAUGCACGGAUCCAUGCUGUCCUAGGUGCACGGCUUCUUCUGGUACCAUGUGCGUGGAUCCUUGUGCUCCUGUCUGCAAGAAAACCUACCCACUCCAGAGCGUGGAUCUACGCCUCUCCAAGUGCCCUCCGGUGCAGCAGUGCUGCCAGAAGCCAAAGCGGUGUCAGCAACCACUGGAUCACCAGCAAUUAUGGCAUGAGGACAAGUGA